Molecule: messenger RNA, 1186 nt
Organism: Rhododendron vialii
Lineage: Eukaryota; Viridiplantae; Streptophyta; Magnoliopsida; Ericales; Ericaceae
Product: myb-related protein 308-like
Exons: 2
Coding region: 252-1034 (260 amino acids)
Source: RefSeq, a predicted model, not a curated record
UGUCUCACCAACUCACAUCUAGAAGCAAUUAGGUAAUUCACUCUCUCUCUCUCUAGAUUUCUCAAGUCAAAAGCCUAUAAAACCCCAACCCCCAAGACCUCAAAAGGGCCGGCCUUCAUUCUCAAGAACCCCCAUCAUCAAAAUACAAAAGAAAGAAGAAAGAAGAAAGAAGAAGGGGACUAGAGGAAGAAAAGGAAAUAAUAUUUACCAAUUUUGUUCAUUUGAGCAAAUCUUUUCUGUUAGCCCAAACUAUGGGAAGGUCACCUUGUUGUGAGAAAGCCCACACAAACAAAGGGGCAUGGACCAAAGAAGAGGAUGAUCGGCUCAUAGCUUACAUCAGGGCCCACGGCGAGGGGUGCUGGCGGUCGCUGCCGAAGGCCGCCGGGCUCCUCCGCUGCGGGAAGAGCUGCCGCCUCCGGUGGAUCAAUUACCUGAGGCCCGACCUGAAAAGAGGAAACUUUACUGAGGAAGAAGAUGAGCUCAUCAUCAAACUCCAUAGCCUUCUUGGCAACAAAUGGUCUCUUAUAGCCGGGCGAUUGCCGGGAAGAACAGACAACGAGAUAAAGAACUACUGGAACACCCACAUUCGAAGAAAGCUGAUGAACCGGGGCAUCGAUCCGGCGACUCACCGGCCGAUCAACGAGCCGGCUGCCGCCGCAACCGAGGUCAAAACCCUGUCAUUUGCAACUCCAACCGUCAAAGAAGAAGGAGAAGAUCAAGAAGAAGAAAAAGAAGAGAAAAAAGUCAUUAUCAGCAAUGCUGUUGGUUUUAACAGCAAAGAAGAUAUCGAGAAGAACUUGAUCAAUCUUGAACUGAGAAUUAGUCUUCCUUACCAAAACCAAUCUGAACCGUUGAAUGGUAAUAGUGCUACCGGCCUUUGUUUUUCAUGCAGUUUGGGAAUACAGAAGAGUAAAGAGUGCAGUUGCGGGAAUAUUGGCACUAGUAAUAAUGCUAGUAGUAGGGGCAAUAUUGGUUAUGACUUUCUAGGGUUGAAAAGUGGUGUGUUGGAUUAUAGAAGCUUGGAGAUGAAAUGAAGGGUCUGGAUUUGUUUUUGAGUUAAUUAAUUAUGUGGCACAGAGGGAAAUGAGUAAGAGAUUUGUAUUAUGUCAAAAAUCUCUCUAAUUUUCUCUUGCUUAAUUUGUAUUAUAUCGCAGGGAAAGUAUUUAGUAUGCACCCCAUUUUCGAA